Brettanomyces nanus is the source of this 753-nucleotide messenger RNA. RefSeq lists its product as uncharacterized. Gene Ontology annotation, biological process: poly(A)+ mRNA export from nucleus. Gene Ontology annotation, cellular component: nucleus. Lineage: Eukaryota; Fungi; Ascomycota; Pichiomycetes; Pichiales; Pichiaceae. The record is from RefSeq and is a predicted model, not a curated record. The transcript has 2 exons. The coding region runs from base 1 to 753 and encodes 250 amino acids.
AUGGCUGCCAAUUACAGUGCCCAGACAGUGGCUCAAUUGAAAGAAAUAUUGAAGUCUAGAGGACUUCCUGUGAAUGGUGUGAAGGCGGACUUGAUUGCACGUUUGGAGGAGAGUGAUAAGAUUGAUGCAGAAUUGGACGAGCAAGAGAAGGAGGAAAAGGGAGGAGUCGCGGAUGCCAAGUCUGAAGCUGUUGCACCUGUUGCACCUGCACCUGUUGCACCUGCCGCUGUUGCACCCGCUGCACCUGCUGCACCUGUUGUCUUGGCUCCUACUAUUCCUACGGCUCCAGCUGCACCUUUGGCUCCACCUACUGCCCCAGCCGUGCUUGCUGCACCUGCUGCACCUGCUGCACCUGCUGCACCUGCUGCACCUGCUGCACCCGUUAUGACAUUGGAUCAGUUGAAAGAUGCCGCUGUGGAGAUGUUGAACCAAAAAAUAGCGAGGGCCGACAGAUUUAGCUUGGAAAGCGACGUCAAAUCUCUCAAAACGUCGUUGAAUAGAGUCCUUAAAUUCGGUGUUUCUCCGGAAUCUACCAUCGCUAAGGAACUCGGCUACAAAAGUGAUGCUCAAAGAAAGAGAGAAGAGGCUGAGCGUAAAACCAAGGAGUAUCAGAAGAAGAUCACAGAUGGUCAAUCUGAUGCACUGGCAGGUAUUAACGACGGUUAUUCAUCGCUCUCCGGUGUGUUCUCUGCCUGCAUUCUUAACCUUCCUCCUGACGUUACCAAGAAAUCUCUUUUUUGGCUGCAUACUUGA